Molecule: messenger RNA, 933 nt
Organism: Bombina bombina (fire-bellied toad)
Lineage: Eukaryota; Metazoa; Chordata; Amphibia; Anura; Bombinatoridae
Product: olfactory receptor 12D1-like
Exons: 1
Coding region: 1-933 (310 amino acids)
Biological process (GO): G protein-coupled receptor signaling pathway
Cellular component (GO): membrane
Molecular function (GO): olfactory receptor activity; G protein-coupled receptor activity
Source: RefSeq, a predicted model, not a curated record
AUGGAGUCACAAAACCAAACUUCUGUAACUUUGUUUGUCUUGCUUGGUUUGACUGAUCAAAUUAACCUUCAGAUAAUAUUCUUUGGGGUGUUUUUGCUUUUCUAUAUGACAAGUCUUAUAGGAAAUAUUUCUAUCAUGGUGAUCAUUGCUCUUGCUCCUACCCUCCACACCCCCAUGUAUUUAUUUUUAUGGAACCUGUCCCUUCUUGAUACCUUCUUUUCAUCUGUCACCGUACCCAAGAUGUUAGCUGAUUUCCUUUCUGUCAAAAAAACUAUCUCUUUUGGCAGUUGCAUCUCACAGAUUCAUUUUUUCCAUUUUCUUGGAAGCACUGAAGUUCUGCUGCUUACAGCAAUGUCUUAUGAUCGAUAUGUGGCCAUAGGACACCCAUUAAGAUACAAAAUCAUAAUGAACUUUAAGGUCUGCUUUAUUAUGGCACUGGGCUGCUGGAUGACUGGAUUUUUCCAUUCUUUGCUACACACUGUUAUGACCGCAAAACUUCCAUUUUGUGGACCAAACAUGGUAAACCAUUUCUUCUGUGACAUUAAACCCGUACUGAAGUUGGCUUGCUCAGACACAUCAAUCAAUUUAAAGCUUCUUGGUUGUGUCACUGGAACCCUAGUAACAGCAACAUUACUUCUAACUCUCCUAUCUUACCUCUUCAUAAGCAAGUUUAUUUUAAGAAUGCAAACAACAGAAGGUAGACAACGAGCAUUCUCCACGUGCACUGCUCACUUGACUGUUGUUUUUUUUCUUUAUGGAACAGCUAUCUUUACUUAUGUGAGACCAUCAAACCAGAAUUCCUUAGAUCAAGACAGAGUUGCUGCACUUCUGUUCACCGUGAUAACUCCUGCAUUAAAUCCGAUUAUUUAUACUUUACGUAACAAGGAUAUGAAAAAAUCCAUAAGGAAAUUGAUAAAAAGUUGGUCACUUUAA